This is a messenger RNA of Aricia agestis (brown argus), 677 nucleotides long. RefSeq names its product 60S ribosomal protein L11 (gene RpL11). Gene Ontology annotation, biological process: translation. The record is from RefSeq and is a predicted model, not a curated record. Gene Ontology annotation, molecular function: RNA binding; structural constituent of ribosome. Gene Ontology annotation, cellular component: cytosolic large ribosomal subunit; ribosome. NCBI's taxonomy places the organism in Eukaryota, Metazoa, Arthropoda, Insecta, Lepidoptera, Lycaenidae. Bases 62 to 652 code for a protein of 196 amino acids. The transcript has 5 exons.
GUCAGACGUCAGUGUCAGAUUCGUUUCAGUGACGUUUUAUUUCUUUUAGAAGUUUGUGAUCAUGGCGCGUGUACCACCACCACCGGCCGCGAUUAAAAAGGAUAAAAAGGAGAAGAAAGCUCCUAAAGAUAACUCCAAAAAUGUUAUGAGAAAUUUGCACAUCAGAAAGUUGUGCUUGAACAUCUGUGUUGGUGAAUCUGGUGAUAGAUUGACUCGUGCUGCUAAGGUGUUGGAACAGCUGACUGGUCAACAGCCGGUCUUCUCCAAGGCGCGAUACACUGUCAGGUCUUUUGGUAUCCGUCGUAAUGAAAAGAUUGCUGUCCACUGCACUGUCCGCGGGGCAAAGGCAGAGGAGAUCCUCGAAAGGGGAUUGAAAGUCAGAGAAUAUGAGUUGAGACGAGACAACUUCUCGGCCACAGGAAACUUUGGCUUCGGUAUUCAAGAACACAUUGACUUGGGUAUCAAAUAUGACCCGUCUAUCGGUAUCUACGGUCUUGACUUCUACGUAGUAUUGGGACGCCCAGGUUUCAAUGUCGCACACAGAAGGCGUAAGACUGGCAAGGUUGGUUUCCCUCACCGCCUGACAAAAGAGGAUGCCAUGAAGUGGUUCCAACAGAAAUACGAUGGUAUCAUCCUUAACAGCAAAAAGUAAAUUAAGUAAUAAACUCUAAUAAGAA